This is a messenger RNA of Rhagoletis pomonella (apple maggot), 2085 nucleotides long. RefSeq lists its product as uncharacterized. The record is from RefSeq and is a predicted model, not a curated record. Lineage: Eukaryota; Metazoa; Arthropoda; Insecta; Diptera; Tephritidae. The coding region runs from base 1 to 2085 and encodes 694 amino acids. Gene Ontology annotation, molecular function: nucleic acid binding. The transcript has a single exon.
AUGUCAGUCAUGACGUUUGGAGCGACUUGCUCGCCAUGUUCAGCUCAGUUUGUAAAAAACAAGAACGCGGAAGAGUUUCAAGCAGCCUUUCCCAACGCCGUAAAAGCAAUUAUUGAUAACCACUAUGUCGACGACUUCGAACACUGCUUUAGCACACCGGAAGAAGCCGUACAAACAACAAAUGAAGUGCGUUGGAUUCAUAAACAAGGCGGUUUCGAUUUAAAGCGGUUCGUAUCGAAUGCCAAGAGUGUCACUGAGCAGUUAAACGGUAAUGCAGCUACAGCAGCAGACUUCAGCCUCGAUAAGGAGGGUUUCCAGAAAGUCCUGGGUAUGUAUUGGGAUACUGCGGAAGAUAUUCUAAAAUUUGCGCUUAUUCUUAGUAAGGUCGAUAAAGCUGUAGUCAAUGGCGAAAGAAGACCCACGAAACGUGAAGCAUUGGGUAUAGCAAUGUCGGUGUUUGACCCUUUCGGCCUAGCACCGGAGUUUACAUUAGCAGCUAAACUGGUACUACAAGCUGUGUGGAGACGGAAGACGGAAUGGGACGAAAGUAUACCGAAAGAUGCGUACGAAAUGUGGCUAAAGUGGGUUAAAAUGUUGGAGCAAAUUCAAAAUUUAAGCAUUCCACGAUGUUACGACGAGAAUUUCCUACGAGUUCCAGUGGAGCACAACGUGUUCGCAGAUGCAAGCGAUGCGGCGUAUGCAGCAGUAGCAUACUGGAGAAUCGACGGAUUAGCAGGAGCGACCAAACUGGCCUUUGUAAUGGGGAAAGCGAAAUGCGCUCCCUUAAAACUCACUACAGUUCCACGGUUGGAGCUACAGUCGGCGGUCCUUGCGGUCCGUCUUCGCGCUGCGAUACUGCAAAACCAUGAUAUGGUGCCUAUCAAGACUGUCAUGUGGAGCGAUUCGAAGACAACUUUAGCUUGGAUAAAAUCCGACCACCGCCGCUACAAACCGUACGUAGCGCAUCGUGUAAAUGAAAUUUUAGAGAACAGCGAAGAGUGUGAAUGGAGAUGGUUACCUAGCGCAUGUAAUCCAGCCGACUUUGGUACGCGUGUUCGAGAUGAGAAACGACAAUCCUUCUGGGCGAGUGGACCUGACUUCCUGCUCAAGGACGAGACGCAUUGGCCAACGGCGGAAACCUAUGCAGAAGCUCGAGAGGAGCUUCGUGCGAAAUUCGUCUCAUAUACGUGUGUGGAAAACGACUUCUUCGAAAGGUUCUCGUGUUUCAUUCGCCUAACGAGAGUGGUUGCGUGGAUGUUACGUUUCUGCGAUAAUUGUCAAAACAGCCAACGGGAUAAAAGAGGUGGUCCGCUAACUGUUUACGAGCUGGAGAUCGCGGAGCUAUCGAUCUGUCGAGGCGUGCAGAAGGCAGCCUACCCCGAGGAGUAUAACGACUUAAGCCGGAAAAGCCAACUAAAAUCCAGUAGCAAGCUGUUGAUGCUUUCACCAUACAUGGAUGAUGCGGGUAUUAUCCGUAUGAAGGGGCGAAUCGACAAUGCGGAUGCAGUCCCAAUAAAUACUCGCAGGCCCAUCAUCCUACCUCAAGCGCAUCACGUGACUGAUUUAGUCGUCAGCUAUUAUCAUCGAAAGUUGAAACAUCAAAACGAAGGCACAACUAUAGCAGAAAUUCGUCGGAAAUUUUGGAUACCUCAUGCACGGGUAUCAGUGCGUCGCGCUGCAAGAGAAUGCCAAUUUUGCAAAAUUAAAAGAGCUCAACCUGAAACUCCGAGUAUGGGUCCACUGCCGAAAGAUAGGCUGACACCGUUUGUGAGGCCGUUCUCUUACGAAGGCCUGGACUAUAUGGGACCGUUUCUCGUCAGUAUAGGACGGCGCCAGGAGAAGCGUUGGAUUGCGCUCUUUACGUGUUUAACAAUUCGUGCUGUACACAUGGAAAUCGCUAGAGAUCUCAGCACUGGUACGUGUUUGUUAUGCAUCCGAAAUUUCAUGAGCAGACGAGGUACUCCAUUACGCAUACGUUCAGAUAACGCUAAAAAUUUUAUUGGUGCCGAUAACGAACUGCGAAAACAACUAACCGAAUUCAACUCCGGAAAAAUCGCUGACAUACUUGCAAAUGACCGCAUAUAA